Molecule: messenger RNA, 2543 nt
Organism: Oenanthe melanoleuca
Lineage: Eukaryota; Metazoa; Chordata; Aves; Passeriformes; Muscicapidae
Gene: LSP1
Product: lymphocyte specific protein 1
Exons: 11
Coding region: 80-1147 (355 amino acids)
Biological process (GO): signal transduction
Molecular function (GO): actin binding
Source: RefSeq, a predicted model, not a curated record
GAGCACAGGAAAAGCGAAACAGUGGCAGCACCCUGGUGCAGGAGCUGUCCCUGGGGCUCUGUGCCUGCCAGGGGAGAAGAUGUCAGACUCGGAGGGGUGCCAGGAGGGUGCAGAAGGAGUGAGCCAAGUGGGAGAUGAAUCCCCUGAGGAGAACGAGAGGCUGACAGCACAGUGGAGCGUGGAAGAUGAGGAGGAGGCGGCGAGAGAGCGGCGGCGGCGGGAGCGGGAGAAGCAGCUGCGGUCCCAGGCAGAGGAGGGCUUGAAUGGCACCGUCUCCUGCUCAGAGAGUGCAGCUCUGGCACAGGAAAACCACUAUGACUUCAAGCCAUCUGGGACUUCGGAGCUGGAGGAAGAUGAGGGGUUCAGUGACUGGUCCCAGAAGCUCGAGCAGCGCAAGCAGAGGUCUCCAAGACAGUCCUACGAAGAAGAGGACAGUGGUGUGAGAGAAGCUGAAGUCAAACUGGAGCAGAUCCAGCUGGAUCAGGAAAGCCCAGAGGAGAAUAUGGCAGUCAGAGAGGAAGAGAGGCUGUGCCAGGAGGAAGAAGAGGUUCAAGAGCAGGAGCAAGCUGAGCAAGAGGAAAAGAAGAGAAGGCGAAAUGAUGGAGAGAAGGAAGAAGAAACACCAGAGAAACGCCAGAAGGCUCCAAGCAUUGCCAGCCUGGAAGAGGAGGAGCUGUGCCCUGACCACACUGCAGUGUGCUCCACAAAGAUCACAGACAGAACCGAGUCGCUGAACCGCUCAAUACAGAAAAGUAACAGCGUAAAGAAGAGUCAGCCUCCUCUCCCUGUGUCGAAGAUUGAUGACAGGCUGGAGCAGUACACACAGGCUAUUGAGACCUCCACAAAGGCUCCAAAACCUGUCCGGCAGCCCUCUCUUGACCUUCCCACCACGAGCAUGAUGGUAGCCAGCACAAAAAGCCUCUGGGAGACUGGGGAGGUGACAGCUCAAUCUGCUGUGAAGCCCUCACCCUGUAAGGAUAUUGUGGCUGGAGACAUUGUGAGUAAAAGAAGUCUUUGGGAACAGAAGGGGAGUCCCAAACCUGAGAGCAGUAUCAAGUCCAUUCCUUCUGGCAAAAAGUAUAAAUUUGUUGCAACAGGCCACGGCCAGUACAAGAAGGUGUUGAUAGACGAUGCUGCAGAGCAAUAGCAUGUCUGAAGAACUCAUUAACCAGCUCAGCUUGGUCCUGACUGAAUGCAACCCUCCAUGCCACUAUUUCCUCUGCUCCACAGAAGAUAAUUGAAGGAUGUUUCUCUUCUCCUGACUGCUGUCAGUCUGCUUUGGGUACAGCCUGACUCCUCUUGGGGUUUGAACAAUACCCCACACUGCCUCCAGAUGGAUGAAGGGAGCUAGAUCAGCUGACAAAACUCAUCCCUGUUUUAACUUUCUUUGUGACUCUUUGGCUUUUUUUUCCUAUUUUUUUUUUUUUUUUUUUAAUCUAUCUCUGCUAUGGAGGUGAGAGGCUCUGUUCCCUCUCCCUAAGUGUUGGAAGAGAGGGAUCUGCUGCCCUGCUGAGCAGGCAAGGCUUUUGUUAUGUGAUUAAGAAUUUCUCCUUUUGUGGCCCUUGGUGGCUGGGUGGUGGCAGAGAAGGGAACUCAACAGAAAUCUGGUGAAGAAUAGGUGUUUGAAAGGAGGGCAGGUUCUGAGUGUAAAAAGACUGCAAGGAGAAUGUGAUGCAAGUGCAAGGACCACUUGUCACUCUGUUGGUGCCAGCUGUGGGUGAAGUCUUCCCCUGUUUAUGAUGCAGCCUCUGUCCCUCUAGAUCAUCUGCUUUGAGGGACUCCCAUCUGCAGGUCUCUGCAUACAAAAAUUACAUUCAACUUAGUCCUCUUUUUCCUUUAGUUCCCAGAUCAUUCAUUAUUCAGUUAUGUACUCAUGCCAAAAUGUUCCUGCCACUUUUCUGCCUCAGCAGGGCAAUAGCAGCUUUAUUUCAAACAGCUGCUGCCUUCCUCUGUCUAAAAUGGAUUGGAGAUGUCCUUUCCCAGGUGAGGAGCACUGACCACUGGUGUUAUCUCCCUUCCCUGGGAAAGUGAUUUGCUUAUUCUCUAACCUGUGGGCUCCAGUGCCAGAGUGUGAAACACUUCUAAAGGUUAGAUGUGGUGGCACCUUGCUAACUUGUGAGCUCUGUUCCUGAAGCUGUGCAGGAUAUCUGGGAAAUGGCUGCUGCUGGAAGGGAUCUUGGUGAAAUGGCAUCCUAGUGAAUUGUUUGUGGAGACCAAGGCUUGCUGUGACCUUGAGGAACUUAGUGCCUCAGGAGUGGCAUUUCUGGCCUUGGCCCUGAGGUCUGCAAAUGAGCUUCUAGGGUUGUUUCUGAACUCUCCCAUGCCUUCAUACUUCAUGGUGUUAACAUGUCCCCCAUCCCCUCUUUAAUCUCAUUCCUACCUUCUUACCAUGUCAACAUAAUUUUGCAACUUGUUUCUACCCUCCUGGAAGGAGGGCAGCUUGUUUUUCUUCUUGCAUCAGUGUGCUUUCUGCUUAAAACUUUCUGCCCCAUGGAUUUUCUUUGUUUUUGAUAAGCAUUUAAUAAAAUUUGAAGAUGUUGUAA